AGUCUUCGCCAGGCCACGAGCUAGCUCGGUAGCACUCCGCGAGGAAGUGUCCCCCCCUUUUCCUUUUAUCUCCUCUUCACCGACGCCCUCUCGCAGCAAGCCAAACCACCUCGUCUGCGCGGUCAUGCCAGCGGGCAGGUCCGGGUUCGUGUUCUGAUAGUUCAUCGAAGUCUCCGGGGUUCGUGUUCUGGAUAAGCGUCGAAGUCUCCAGGUUCGUGUGCUGAUCAAGCGUCGAAGUCUCCGGGGUCGCUCCUCCCCCCUAGAUGCGCCGCUGAUGCGCGCGUGCGCGGGUCUCGCGAACUACAGGCGGUGUUUCGGGACUAUGACGGGACUCUCUUCGUCGUCGACGACGAUGGCGGCGCUGCCGCUGCUGCUGCUGUGCUGGGCGUCCCUGGCGGGGGCGAUAUCGCGCAAGAUCAUCACGCCCGCCGACACCUUCCCCGUGGAAGCCACCCACUUCUCGCAGGUGUCGUUCCCGCACAGGACCGGGCCCUCGCUGUCCCCGCUGCAGCAGGCCCACAUCCUGGACGACGUCCGGCAGCACAGGUUCCGACACGCGGCCCUGCCCCCUCCUCAGGAGCCGCUGCUCUUCGCCCGCCCCCAGUUCUUCGGGAACCCCGCGGGCUCCUUCCAGGUGGAGCUGCAGAAGUCCAUCACCGACUCGGACCAGAUCAAGGUGCAGCUGGAGCAGGAGCGCCUCAGGGAGCUGAAGGCCCUCGAGGAAGCCAGGCUGGCUCAGGAGGAGCUGAUCAGGGCGUACCAGCAGACCACCACGACGGAGUCCCAGAGACAGACGCUCCCGGGCUCCGACAAGACUUUCGGGGACAAGACCGAGCCGACGCCGAGAGGCCAGGCGUCGAGCACCGAGGAAACAGCGAGAAGCGCCAAGAACAUCACCAGCACGGCGCUGGGCAGCCUCAGGGGACACCAGCCCAGAGCGAUGACCAGAUUCAGGUUCGUGGAAGAACGGAACCAAAUCCCGAUCAUAAACCACGUCAGGUCGACCACGCGUGCUUCGCCCGUCGAGGGAAGGGUUCAGAGACCCCUCUCGAUAGGAGACAGCGACGAUCAAGAUUACAGAUCAAACGACUUCAAAUCCCCGAGCGAAAGGGAACGCCAGAAACAGUUGCAGGACCUGCUUAGGAACCAGUUCCGAGGCCAGCUCAUACAGAGGCAAGAGCUACUGAAGAGGCUCAAGCAAGUUGUGUCAGAACCCAUCACACAGCCUGAUAAUCAGCAGACUCCAGAACCAGUCGUUAGGUCUACCAAUAGUUCUUUCCCGUUGAUAUUAGCAGAUGGCCAGAAUCUACAAUUUCUACAAACUCCAGGGGGGAAUAUACCAUUUCAGUUACCAAGCGGAGGAAAUUUCGACAUAAAGACAAUUGUUUUACCAGCUACAGAAUCGACGCCCACGCAAUCAACGAAACAACCAAGAAUUCUUUUCGAAGAUCUCACCAAGGGAGUUUUGCCCCCAGGUGCGGAGUUCGAAGUUAUUCGACAAAAACAGGAUGGGGGCCUAGAAGAAGUUGGGAAGAUUCCUCAAGAUCUGCCGGAAAAGAAGGUUACAUUUGUGUUCUUAGAGGAGCAGCCCGAUGGCACUGUGAAAGUUCAGGGCGUGCGUGGAAACAGCGAUGGGGAUACUGGAGAUUCUAAACCACCAACGAUCGACGUCGAUUCAAUUCUUAAGAAACUGCAAGAAGAAAAGUUUAAGUCUUCUUCAUCUACGAACUUCCCUUCCAGGCUGCAAGAAAUUAAGUCGGCCAGCACAAACUCUCCAGGAAGUUCUCCCGAGGAGUCGAUAAAUUCUCCUUCUCUUGUUGCACAGGCAUCUUCAAACUCUUUAGCUCCUUCCACUCCCAUAGUGAAAAAUUACCACACAACGCCCAACCCGCAGUCCAUAAGUCCUUCUGUUUCAUAUUUCGCGACAACUAACAACAUUCUGCCACCAGAUAAUCCUCAGAACCACCAGUCGACCCACACCCCAGUAAUAGGAUCUCCUCAACCACUGCCGACUGCAAACAAUCAGCAAGGGUCUAUUGUGCCAUAUUUCGUUAGCAAUCCCCCAGUGUACAAUCAAGGACCCGUUGGAAAUUUCAACAACCCUCCGGUCAACCCGGUGUACAACCCAAACCCGCCGGCGCAGUCCCAGCAGCAAGUGGUUCAGCCACAGCAAGGGUCACCCGGCGUGCCUCAGCAGCCCUUGUUCAACGGCCACAACCAGUUCGUCCCCAACCCUGCGCCCAUCCCCCAGAUCGCCAACACGCAGUACACCACGGCGCUCUUCCCGAUCAACCACCAGCCUGCCGCCGCCAACCACUUCCUUCCCACGGUGCCCAGCCAGGUGAGCUCCGCGCAGCAGUCCUUCCCCCAGAGCCCCAACAGCAUAGCCCCGACGUCGCCCGAGGCCCUAGGCAGUCCCGGCGAGCAGCAGGAGCACCUGGCCAGCCACAGCUCGCACAAGGACGUGGACGGCGGUCCGCGCGGCGCGGGCAAGAAGCGGCAGAAGAACCGCUUCAGGGCGACGCACGCCACCACCACGCCUCUGCCCGACCUCGAGGAGGACGACAUACAGGUGCAGCCGAAGCAGUCGUCCGCCGCUUCCCUCACGCAGAUCAUGAAGGAGGAGGGGUUGUUCGCGAUGGCCCGCUUCCUGAGGGAGUCUGGUCUCGACGACAUUCUCAAUGAUACAGGACCGUACACCAUAUUCGCGCCGACGGACAAGGCAUUCCGCUCGCUGCUGGUGCAGCUGGGAGGUCCCGAGAAGGCUGACGAGAAGUUCAAAGAAAACCCGCGCCUGCUCAGCGGGCUGCUGCUGCAUCACGUGAUCCCUGGCUCGUUCCCACUGGACAGCCUGCAGGACGAGAUGACCGGCGUGAGUCUGGCCGGCACGCAGCUCCGGGUCAACACCUACACCUCCCAGGACGUCGAGUGGAACAACGUGAAGGUGGUGGCCAUCAACGGCGCGCGCGUCUCGCGCGACAAGCACGACAUCGAGGUGCCGCAGGGCGUGGCGCACGCCGUGGACCGGGUCAUGUUCCCGCUGCCCGUGGGCAGCCUGCUGCAGACCCUGCAGACGGACCGCGAGCACCGCUUCGCCAAGUUCCUGCGCGUGGUGCAGGCCGCCGACCUCGCGUCGCUGCUCGCAGGCAGCAAGGUGCACACGCUGUUCGCGCCGACGGACCGCGCCUUCUCCGCCGUCAGCCCCGCCGACCUGGAGCGCAUCGCGGCGGACCGCGAGCUGUCCCAGGCGCUGGUGUACCGCCACCUGGCGCCCGGGUCGCUCUACACGGCCGGCAUGCGCUUCUUCCAGGUGCGCGACAGCCUGGAGCGCGGCCACGCCGUCACCAUCAGCAAGUCCGGCGGGCAAGUGAAGGUGAACAAUUCCAAAGUGCUGACUCACAACAUCCCAGCAACGAACGGAGUCAUCCACGUGAUAGACGGGCUUCUCUAGAGACGUUGUCGUGUUGCUUAGUUGCCUACGGUAUAUUCUGUCUCACGCAACUCGUCUUGAAUUUGGCAGUUUCCGAAAGUAGUGCCCAUUGGUCCAUGCAUCCUUCUUCCACUAUUGUUCUGCCAACAACUUUCGUGAACAGCUUCAUGUGGUUUAUGGUGUUGACAAAAAAAGCAUAGUGUGAUGCUUUGCAAGCGGCAUUUAGGAGAUGGGAACCACUGUUGCCUUUUUUUUUUUAGAACUGUCAAAUUUGAGACUAGUUACAUGCAAAAGGCUUUAUUUGUGAAACUCAGCUGAAAAAAAAUAUGUAGGACUAUGCAUACGUGAAGAAUGAGUUUCAAGUGUAAUCCGACAGAAGACAUAGGCUUAUUAUGUACUACCUACUGUGCCAGAUACAAAUGUGGACCAUGAACUGAGUAAUGCCAGUCCCUACUACUACUACUUUCGUGAGGUUGGACGUUGGAUGAACUAUUUUCAUGCCUCAAAAGACUUCAUAAUAAUAGAUUCUAAAGCUGUUCAACUCUGUGAAUGUUUGGUACCAAAUAUCACUAUUAUUUGGAAAAUUAUUUGUUCAAUGCAUGUUUAGAAUGAACACCUUUUUGGUAUUUAGUGCUUAAAGAUUGCUGAUGUCCAGGUUAUCCACUCAGUUUACACAUAGCUACGAGACCUAAAUGUUCACAAAUUUAAAAUGUUUGGUCCCCGUUAUCAGAUCAAAAAAAGCUUUUUAAUUUCAGAAUUUAAAUGCUGAGAAAUUAAGUUGUGUAUACAGAUCAUAAAGUCAUAAAUAAGUGAAGUUUUAAUCAAUUUUUUUUGUUGCAACGAAAGCUUGCAAUAGCACACUUAUCCUAAUUUCCUGAAUAUUGUGCAACUCAUUAAAAACAAUUGCAGAAAUCCAUUAAAUCAUUCACUAUAUUUUAGUUACAAAGAGGCACAAUUCAGAUAUUUGUUUUAUGAACAAUAAUUAAUAUAAAUAAUGAACCAGCACUGAAAAUACAAUAUUAGUUAAGUCUCAGUGAUUCACGUAAGUAUGUAUUGCAUUUGCUCUAAAUGUAGUACCUAAAAUAUUUUGUAAAUUAUUCAAACAGGAAUGAAUAUCCAACCAGCAUUCUUAUAAAGUUUAUAAUAAAACUUUUUAAACAGUACCUACUAUACUGUUUUUGUUGCUGUUAUAAUGUGUAGGAUAGAAAAAUAGUUUCAUGAAUUGUGUUCCAGAGCAUAAUAUUUUGAAACUCAUUUAAAUUUAGUUAGUGAUAAGUAAGUAAUAAUUAUAUGUCUGUAAACUGUUCAAAAUAUGUGCAUAUUUAUAAAUAAACAUGAUUUUUGUUUAGUAAAAUUUUAUUUCAGAAAAUACUGGUAACAAAAUGUAUGGUGUACCUUGUACGUCUGAAUUAAGAAACACAUUUCUAA
This is a messenger RNA of Bacillus rossius redtenbacheri, 4858 nucleotides long. RefSeq lists its product as uncharacterized. Gene Ontology annotation, biological process: cell adhesion; extracellular matrix organization. The coding region runs from base 275 to 3451 and encodes 1058 amino acids. The record is from RefSeq and is a predicted model, not a curated record. Gene Ontology annotation, cellular component: extracellular matrix. NCBI's taxonomy places the organism in Eukaryota, Metazoa, Arthropoda, Insecta, Phasmatodea, Bacillidae. Gene Ontology annotation, molecular function: cell adhesion molecule binding. The transcript is spliced from 7 exons.